Synchiropus splendidus (mandarinfish) is the source of this 505-nucleotide messenger RNA. It is a transcript of the gene ndufa6, whose product is annotated as NADH:ubiquinone oxidoreductase subunit A6. Bases 50 to 436 code for a protein of 128 amino acids. Gene Ontology annotation, biological process: response to oxidative stress. The transcript is spliced from 3 exons. Lineage: Eukaryota; Metazoa; Chordata; Actinopteri; Syngnathiformes; Callionymidae. The record is from RefSeq and is a predicted model, not a curated record.
GCUACCGCAGAAUAAGAAAGGAACCGGCAGUGACGACACCGCAGCUGUCAUGGCGUCCACAGCAGCGACCCGAGCCGCAGCUGGUGCUGCGAAAGUCGUCAAACCGAUUUUUAGUCGAGAUCUGGAUGAAGCCAAGCGGCGGGUCCGGGAGCUUUACCGGGCCUGGUACCGAGAGAUUCCGAAUGCAGUGACCAUGUACCAGCUGGACAUCAGUGCACAACAGGGCCGAGCCAAGGUGAGGGAGAUGUUCAACAAGAACAAGCAGGUGACCGACCCGCGAGUCAUCGACAUGUUGGUCAUCAAGGGCAAGAUGGACCUGGAGGAGACGAUCCACGUGUGGAAGCAGAAGACUCACCUCAUGCGAUACUUCUCGGAGACGCAGGAGGCGCAGCCCGCCGACUUCAUGUCCAAGUUCUACCAUGGCCAUGACCCUUGACCUUUUGUUUGUAUGAUCCGCUUUUGUCUUGUGAGCAGGCUGUCUGUAAAUACACUUGUAACAACUCCA